GGUUUUUUUGUAUGCACACAAACUGUCGGAGAUGACCGAGGAAAUUUCAGGUUAUCGCUCUGUAGGUCUGACCCGCGUCCGAUCAUAAUAUUUCCGACGGACUGCAAACACAUCAAAGAACGUCAGCGACGUGCAGGAAGUCUCUGCGAAACAAUAGACGGUUACAGGUGGAUAAAGGUUGAUAUGUGAUGUUUCAGGCGGUUGGACGGGGAACAUGGCGGCUUGUUUUCUGCGUGGUGUCCUUCUCGUCACCCUCACGGCGUGUACAAUAGCGGACGAUGGACAGUUGACGUUCAUGUCAGAGCUCUCAUCCAAACCUGCUCAGACAUUGUCAAAGUACAGUUGGUACGGCAACGUGAGGCUGCAGAGGUUUCACAUUCCAGAGGAGACUGCCAUCGCUCGCUGGCUGUUCUCAGUCACAAAAGUCAAUAACUUCCACUGUGGACAGAAAAAUGUCACCAUCCAAAUUCGAUGGGGUGCCCCUCCAGUAGUAAACCCGAUAAGUUCAGUGUUUCCUAAUGCAACACUGUGGAGCCCCAGCCUGUCUCUGACCCUUCCAGUAGCUUCACAGAGCACCACCACGUUCAACUUGUCUGACCCCUCUCCUGGUGACUGGUAUGUUACUGCCCACCUUCCUGUGGAUGACGGGCGCAUAGAGCAGAAGGGUCUUCCGUCCUGCUCCUAUUUUUUCCAGCCUCAGCUAUCGAUCAGGAGAGCGGUGGACACACCCAUUUUACAGCAGGGUACAUUCCUCCAACAAUCCGCCACACCUGACAGUCCGACACGCCUUAAGCUGUAUGUUCCAGAGUUUGCAUCAUCUCUCUCCAUCUCUGUGGCCGACUGUUCAUCAGGGGAAGGAACAGAUGGUGGGAACUGUUCACUGGUUCUCAGACUGGGCUCUUCCUCUCUGCAGCAGAGCCCAGUCACAGUAAACUGCUCAGGGACUGGCUGCUCCGCAGUGCUCUCUAACCCUCCAUGGGACUCAUGGUUACGAGUUGUUGUUGAGAGCAGCCAAGACAACCGUACUGUAACCUUUAGUAUCUUCUCAAACUACACAGUGGGAUGUAAGCCAAAAAGUGUAGGCCUUAAUGCAGAUGAUGACAUCCGCAAGCUCCGUGGCAACAACAGCUAUUCCAACUCAACGUCGCCAGGCAACGGCUCACUGUCUGCAGACACAGUCAGCUUCAUCAAUGAGUCGGCAUCACUGUAUGCGCUGUUGUUGGUGCCUGCAUGUGUGUGGAACAUCCCUGUUCUCUACGAGGAGGUGGAUGUUCUGUCGCUGCGAUAUACUCCUGUGAACGGACCCAACGUCAGCGUCACAAACACGCACCCCACAAUGCUGGCCUACCCUCUGCACACACAAGCCACUGGAGGCACGCUCAACCUGCAGCUCACACUCAACACUACUAAUGUAAACCUGGGGAACAGUAGCAGCGUGGUGGCCUGUCUCUCUCAAGGAGCUCCAGUCCUUUAUCUCAACCACUCUCAACCAUGCCGCACAGAUUUCUUUGGAGGUUAUGGUUUUCUCUUGAAUGCCAGUGAUCCUAAAGCUGUGGUCAGGCUGCCCUUCCCUCAGUCAGCAACAUGGUACCUCACAAUGCAGCUCAUGUGUAACAGCAGUGACUGUGGAAACACGUCUGCAGUGCAUGUCGUCCCUGAGUUUUUUGUCAGUGCCUGUGUAGAGGACUGUGGGACAUAUGGUGAAUGUAGACUACUGAGAUCCUACAGCUACCUGUACAGUGCCUGUGUCUGCAAGGCUGGCUGGAACGGUUGGGGCUGCACAGACGACUCGACAGCUCAGUCUUACUUGCGCCAGUUGACGGCGACGCUGCUGCUCACUCUCAGUAACCUGUUCUUCCUGCCCGUCAUAGUGGUGGCCAUCAAACGCUCCUACUUCACCGAGGCGUCCAUCUACAUCUUCACCAUGUUCUUCUCCACGUUCUAUCAUGCGUGUGACCAGCCCGGUAUAGCUGUGAUGUGUAUAAUGGACUACGAUGCCCUGCAGUACUGUGACUUCCUGGGGUCGGUCUGUUCCAUCUGGGUCACCAUCCUGUGCAUGGCUCGCAUCAGAGACACUUUCAAAUAUACUCUGUUCAUGCUUGGCGCUCUGCUGAUUGCCAUGUCAAUGCAGCUGGAUCGCAAAGGCCUGUGGAAUUUGCUGGGCCCAGUCCUAUGUGCACUGCUGAUCAUGGUCUCUACAUGGGUGUCCAGAGGUGUGGAUCGGCGACACUGUUACCCGCCUUCUUGGCAACGUUGGGUCCUUUACCUGAUCCCAGGGAUAGCAUGUGCACUGAUUGGGAUAUGCCUGUAUGUUUUUGGUGGAACGGAGGAAAACUACUACUACACACACUCGCUGUGGCACAUCCUUAUGGCCACCUGCGUGGUGUUCCUGCUGCCGCCAAAGGAGAAGAACAGGGAGACGUUGGGCUGGAGCAGAGGCUGGAACUGGAGCUGGAGCUGGCGUUGGAGCUGGAAACCCCGGGUUUGUGGGUACACUCUCUGUGAGAGUGGCAAGGAUGAACUCUAUACUGUCACCUAGUGGGUUAAGAGGUGCUGUAUGGAGGUGAUGAUUGUCUUCUGUGUAAGUUCUACAUACACUGGGGUGUUAACACAAUGACUUUAAGCCUCAGCAGUCUGAUUUAUGCUCUGUUGAAUGACACUUUUAAAGUUGCGGUGCAACGUUUCCACCGACUUAAGACCAAAGACUUCUUUUCACUCUGGCUUUCUUGAUUGUUUCAGUCAACGCACUGACCACCUCUGUUUUGUGCACUGCUGUUGUGCUCUCAGUAAAAGUACAUCCAAAAUCUCUUCCUCAAUUAUGUCAAAAAUUUCAUCAAAACGUGGCUUUAAUAUUGAUACAAAUAAACAAGCUGACAGCACCCAUCAGGCUUAUACAGUCUCAACUGUAGGGAUGAGCCGAUAUCAUGCUCAGCCAAAUAUAUAUAUAUAUAUAUAUAUAUGUAUGUCUGUAUAUAUAUAUAUAUAUAUAUAUAUAUAUCAGAGAAAGAACUUCCAAAACAAGCUGUAAACCCUAACUAUGAAACGUGCUUCCUUUAACAAACAUGCAGUAAAGAGAGAGGUGACAAGGUUAUCGUGUGACAAGGACGUGAGUGAGAUCUGCAAAUGUCUUUGAAGCAGUUAUUAGCCAAGUUGUUAAAAAGAGGUGAAAGACUACAUCAGGCUGAUAUCAGGUGUUUGGUGACACAGAGAUGACAGAAAGCUAGUUUAAGCGAAUCGAAAGUGUCAAGAGAUGGCGUUUAAAUCGGGCUUCACUCACCUGUGGAAUAUUUAAACCUAUACUCCCAUAGGUCUGUGGUUUCUGUGCUCAUGUUCACAGUGUGAAACUGUUUUUAUGCGUCUCCAAAAAAAAAACAACCUUAAUAAUAAUAAAACGUUGAGACCUAAAACAAACCUGCUGAAACCUCUUAGGUGGUUUACACCUGUUUACCAGCUAAGGUUUAAACGUGGGAGCCUUCAGGUAGUGGACCGCAUGACCUCAUGACCAGGACUUUGUACAUAGUCUGUAGGUAAAUAUUUUAUUGGGCUAAAGUAUGAAUAUUAACAAUAUUUAUAAUGACAAGCACUUUGUGGAAAUGUUUUUUAUCCAGUCUGUCACUGACUUAACUGAUAAAAUAUACUGUUAUAUUUACAUGUGGUGUAACCGCUCCUCGUUAGCAUCCUGUAUUUUCAUUAUUCCCGCAGGUCAGGGUGAAAAAGUGUAUCAUGUAAUCUUCAUCUAUUUGCUUCUCAUCUUUAGAGUCGUCUAAGAACCAUUUAAAGAAGAAAAAAAAAAAAAAGAGUAAACUGCACUUUUUGCGAAGCCUAAUAAACCUCACAAAUGCUAUUAAAUCAUUUAAACUACUGCCUCAUAAAGGGCUAUUGUGUAGAAGUUUAGGGGUAACUAUUAAUGGAAACCUAAAAUAAUAUUUGUAUUUAUUACUGUAAAAAAAAAAAGCCUUUUGUAUUUCAUGGGAAGUCUGCAAGAGGUUUUCUGUUAAGUUCAGUCACAAUAUUUCUCUAAACCCCACACACUGGACCUUUUACAUCAGAGUCUCAGCCACUGGUUAAAGGUUUUUACAUCAUCGUCACAUUUAGGGGAAAUGUUUUCAUUAGGCAGAAAUUGAAGAUAUACUUUUUUUUAUAAGUGUACAAUCGCCUGAUUGUAUGAAUUGUUUGUCGUGACAGACAAACUAAACAUCUUUUAAGGCCUCAUAGUUCCUUCAAGACACUUGGGCAAAGGGUGAGUUGAGGGAUAUUUAUAUUCAUCUGCAACUUCACUAAUGAAUGUUGCUAAAUUUCAAACACUGUACUUUUUUAUUUUUUUUUGCAUUGAGCAGCAAAUGUAGGUGCAGUGAUUUGAGAUACAGGAUACCUCCUCAUUCCUGUAAACAAAUCGAUUGUUUUUGUAGACUGUAAAUGGUGCGUUGGUCACGUGCUCGUACAAUUAUACAUAAUUUAUAUCGAAACUUAAUGACUCGGUGUCGUAUCUAAUCAUUCUAUUUUAUUCUCCCACUCUGAAACCUUACCUCUUUGCUGAACCACUUUUAUGAUUUAUCCUCUAUAAGACAAUGUUCAUAGCCCAUACAGAAUGUGUAUGAAAGGGAGCCUUAUGAAUGUACAUUGAGAUUAUUGUGUCCAGUGCCUCCUGCGAGUGUGUGUGUGUGUGUGUGUAUAUUCUAUUUUAAAGACACGGUUUGUGUUUGGUCAGUGAUUUUUUUUUCCUAUUGAUAUUUUAUUUUUCCACACACAGCCUUCCUUUCGUUGUUUUGUUUUUCUCAUUUGUGACAGUGAAUCAGUUAUUCUAUUUGUUAUUUAAGUGUGAAGAGGAGUUUUAUUGCUGUGACACACUCCAGCUCUCACUGCAUGCACAAUUAGGAUGGAGAAACUGUAAACAUGUUUGUUUUCGAAACUGUACUCUUUUAAAAACAAGCAAGUGAGACAACCAAAAAUAAAUGUUUUGUAUAAAGAG
Solea solea (common sole) is the source of this 4969-nucleotide messenger RNA. It is a transcript of the gene pgap6, whose product is annotated as post-glycosylphosphatidylinositol attachment to proteins 6. The transcript has 13 exons. Lineage: Eukaryota; Metazoa; Chordata; Actinopteri; Pleuronectiformes; Soleidae. The coding region runs from base 215 to 2539 and encodes 774 amino acids. The record is from RefSeq and is a predicted model, not a curated record. Gene Ontology annotation, cellular component: plasma membrane.